CUUCGACCACUCCGCCCGAGUCCCGAGCGAGCGAGCGAGUGAGAGAGACGUAGCUGUCGCGUAGAACUUGCCCGCCUCCCAUUGAUCUAUCGCCCUUCGUCCUUUCCCUCGCCGAGCCCCUUUAUCUUUUUCCGUCCCAAUUCGACGAGGACGACGGACACCGCGUGCUCUCUUGGCCGCCGAACGAGCGAAGGAAUCGUCGAAGAAAGAAAAGCGAGCCGUUAUGGCGACUGCAACCCCAAGCCGUGAUGCUGGCCGGCCGGCGGCGACAACGGCCGCCUCCUCGACGCCGCUCUCACCCACCCGCAUCUCCCGCCUGCAGGAGAAGCAGGACCUGCAGCACCUCAACGACCGGCUGGCCGUCUACAUCGAGCGGGUGCGCUCCCUGGAGCUGGAGAACGACCGCCUGCUGGUUAAAGUGUCCGAGAAAGAGGAGGUCACCACCAGGGAGGUGAGCGGCCUGAAGCAUCUGUACGAGGCCGAGUUGGCGGACGCCCGCCGGGUUCUGGACGAAACCGCCAGGGAGCGCGCCCGGCUGCAGAUCGAUCUGGGCAAGGCCCAGGCCGACUUGGAAGAGGCCACACGCAGUGGCAAGAAGAAGGAUGGCGACCUGGCGGCGGCCAUGUCGCGGGCGGGGGCUCUGGAAAGUCAGCUGAACCAGAGCGAAGCGGCGCUGUCCACGGCGCUCAGCCAAAGCGCCGCGCUCACCUCCGACCUGCUUGAAGUCAAGGGCCUGCUGGCUAAGGCGGAGGACAGCCACGCCGUGGCCAAGCGGCAGCUGGAGGCCGAGACCUUGAUGCGCGUGGACUUGGAAAACCGCUGCCAGUCGCUCAGCGAGGAGCUGGAGUUCAGGAAGAACAUAUUUGAGGAGGAGGUUCAGGAGUCUCGCCGCAGACAAGAGCAGAGAAUUGUCGAAGUGGACUCAGGAGCCAGACAGGACUACGAGUUCAAACUGGCCCAAGCUUUACAGGACCUACGGAAGCAGCACGACGAGCAGGUGUCUCUGUACAAGGACGAACUGGAGCAGACCUUCCAGGCCAAGCUGGACAACGCCAAGGUGUCGUCAGCGAUGAACGACAAGGCCGUGUGCAUGGCCAGAGAGGAGCUGCAGGAGUCACGAAUGAGAAUCGAGGGUCUGAGCUACCAGCUGAGCGCCCUGCAGAAACAAGCGGCGGCCGCCGAGGACCGCGUGCGGGAAUUGGAGGACAUCCUGUCGUCAGAGCGGGACAAGUACCGCCGCGUGAUGGAGGCCAAGGACCUUGAGAUGAACGACCUACGCGAGCGCAUGAACACGCAGCUCUCCGAGUACCAGGAGCUGUUGGACGUCAAGCUCACGCUGGACAUGGAGAUCAACGCCUACAGGAAGCUCCUGGAGGGCGAGGAGCACAGGCUCAAGCUGUCUCCCAGUCCGUCUUCCCGCGUGACCGUUUCCAGGGUGACGGGCUCGUCCUCAUCCCGCACCUCCAAGCGCAGGAGGGCGGACCUGGAGUCUGGCGACCUGGCCGACAUGGGGCGCGGCGAGGAGCUGCUGCUGGCCUCCGAGGAGGACAUGGCCAGCGGCGCUGUCUCCAUCUCGCCCACCGACAUGGACGGCAACUCGGUCACCCUGGCCAACGACACGGAUCAGGACCAGCCUUUGGGGAGCUGGAGACUGAGAAGACAAGUGGAUGACGCGGACGAGAUCGUCUACAAGUUCUCACCGAAGUUUGUUCUCAAGGCCGGACAGACCGUCACCGUGUGGUCUGCAGACGCCGGCGUGGCCCACAGUCCGCCCACUGAUCUCCUGUGGAAAAGCCAGUCUUCCUGGGGUACCGGAAGUGACGUCAUCACCAGCUUGGUCAACUCUGACGGCGAGGAAGUGGCCAGACGCAGCGUCAGCAAGAAGGUGCAAGUGGAGAACGGAGAGGAGGAGGAGGACGGCGAGGAGCCGGUGGUACACAAGAAGGCCAAAAUGACGUCCAGGGAGUGCGCCGUCAUGUGAAGCCUCAGCAGCGAGCGUUGGAGCCUCUCUACCUUCGUCCUCAUCCUGAUCCUGUCCGUCGCAUCUGGACAAACACCUCCAAGUUUGUCUUAGCCGCCACACUUUGAUAGCAGCCCUCCUUUGUUCGACGACAAUGUGUAUGGUUUGUUGUUGGCCAACAACAUUCUCACUGCCAGCGUCACCACCAGAUUCCUGAUAGUUUUUUCCUUUUUUUUUUUUUUUUUUUUUUUAACCACUUUCCAGAAAGGCUUCCAUUGCACCGUUGACAUAAAACCAUCACAAAUGUUGAAUUUUAAACAUUUCCUUCGCUUUUGUUGUUUUUGUUUUCCCCAUAUAUGAACAUUUGAUUUUGGCAUGAAGCCAACUGGUGAUGCCAUGUGAUCAGCUCCUCAUUUCUAUCAACUUUUUAGAACCACUUGAGCCUGAUUGAUUGGUUGGUUGAUUGUUCCUUUGAGCGGUUCAAAUGUAUCGAACACUACAAAGACCAAAAAAAAAAAAAUAACAGAUUAUUUCACUCGUGGGUGUGGAAAAUUUGCUGAUGGUUUCCAGUAAAUGUACAUGGGGAAUUUUAGAAAGAUUCCAACUCGGAACCUUUCCAUGGGAAUUACCUAGGAAUUGUGGGUAAUUUGAUGGAAAGCUACACAGUCAAUAGUGAAUCUCAACCAGGGCCUCAAUGAAUGAUUGUUUUUAAUAGUAGAUCAACCUAAGAAUCGGGUAAAAUGUUCUGUUCGCAUUGAUGAAUAAUUUGCUGAUUUGAUCCUUGUGCAUAUCUGACCAUGCUUGCAGCACAAAGGGGGGGGGGAUCCCCUUAUUGAACACUUGUACACAACUUGGAACGGGGGUUGACGAACAAAUCUGAAAUCUGACUUGUUUUAGUCCAGCCUAUUGAACUCAUUGACUGCCAGCCCACUUCAGAUGGCUCUUGGACACCUCUAACCGUCUCUGGCAGUGAACGGGUUAAGAGAAGACCUUCGAGUUUCUAUGUUCCUGUUCUCGUCCCACUAGGGGGGGUUUCCAUUAUUAAGUUCCCGGAAUGCUGCAAGCCUGUUUGUCAGUUUCUGUCAUACUGGCCACAGUUUAAAGAGUGUAUCGAUUGGCCGGCGUCUGACUCGGUCCUUUGAAUUUGGGAGCCGCAGUGCCGAACCGAGUUUGAUCUUUUCAUGCAAAGCGUACAAACGAGUCAUUUCCACUUCUUUGCUCGUUGGGGUGCAGUCGCUCGCCGUCAUCUGACUUCGGCUGCUCAAAUGAUGACAAACAAAAAGAUAUAUAUUUAAACUGACCUUUUUUAUUUUUCAGGAAAAAUGCAUGUCACGUGACGUGAGUUUCGAACACGCCUUCCGUGACACGGUGUUUUGUGUGCGUGUGUGUUUUCAUACCAUGUUUUACACUAGAUAUUUUAGUUUGUUUUUUUUUUUUGGCAGUGUAAUCAGUUUGUUUACAUUUAAUAUGACUUCAAUUUUGUCUUAAGGAUCUCCGGGUGAUUAUUUUGGGUGUUUAUAACCUCCAUUGGAAUUUGCGAUUCAUUCGUUAAAAGUCCCAGCUAGGCGUCAAUGCGUCCGUUCAAUGCCGAUCUCUUCCCUCUUGGAUUGGCCAAAGUCUGUUAGCCAGCGCUAACAUUUGGAUGUCUCGCGACACGCACCCAUCACUUGGAAAGAACAACAAAAAAAGCAAAUAUUUGUAUGCACAAACAGAACUCGUGACAUUACAGAAUGUGAUGACAUGUUGAACAUAAGCACCCAACUUGUAGUCGGUGCCUCCGAGACCUGUUUUGUUGUGUCGGGGUGCUAGUAGGGGGGGGCUUGUCAUUUUAACUGAACUUUUUUGUACCCACAAUAAAUGUUUUACAUUUACUCAAA
This is a messenger RNA of Hippocampus comes (tiger tail seahorse), 3837 nucleotides long. RefSeq names its product lamin B2 (gene lmnb2). NCBI's taxonomy places the organism in Eukaryota, Metazoa, Chordata, Actinopteri, Syngnathiformes, Syngnathidae. The coding region runs from base 224 to 1981 and encodes 585 amino acids. The record is from RefSeq and is a predicted model, not a curated record. Gene Ontology annotation, molecular function: structural constituent of cytoskeleton. Gene Ontology annotation, cellular component: nuclear lamina; nuclear envelope. Gene Ontology annotation, biological process: heterochromatin formation; protein localization to nuclear envelope; nuclear pore localization. The transcript is spliced from 13 exons.